UUCAUUUAGUUUCCAAUCGUGAACCAAGGUAGCAGGAACCAGUAAGCCCAAGAUCAGUAUCUGGCGACUAAGGAGUAAGAAGCGACUGCUACACGACUGAACUUUCGACCCACCACUCAUGACCACUCGGUACCAUGGAUGAUAUAGGAACCCAUGCAAUUGAGUGCUAUAACUUGAGCAAGCAUUAUGGACGAGGCAAAGGCAAAUUACAAGUAUUGCAGAACCUGGAGAUGAAAGUACCAAAAGGAAAAAUCUACGGUCUGCUUGGUCCCAGUGGAUGCGGAAAGACCACACUCCUGCGAUGUUGCUUGGGCCAGCUAAGUAAAGACCAAGGCUUGGUCCUAACCCUAGGUCGACCUCCACUCACUCGAGGUCAUGGUAUCCCUGGUAGUCGGGUCGGCUACAUGCCUCAGGACCUUGCCCUGUACGGGGAAUUCACAAUCAAAGAAAUGUUGAUCUAUUUCGCCACACUACACAAGAUGAGCAGGAAGGAUGCCAAUGCUAGGGUAGAUUUCUUACUGGAUCUGCUUAAUCUGCCCUUCAGGAACAGAAUGGUAGCAUAUCUCAGUGGGGGCCAGAAGAGAAGGGUGUCAUUUGCAGUAGCCUUGGUUCAGUCGCCUGAACUUCUCAUUUUAGAUGAGCCAACCGUGGGCGUUGAUCCACUCCUUCGACAGAAGAUCUGGGACUAUCUCCUACAGUUUGCACAGACAGGAAAAACAACCAUCAUCCUUACAACACAUUACAUCGAGGAAGCCAGAAAUGCUGACGUGGUUGGUCUGAUGAGGAACGGGAAACUUCUGGCUGAGGAAGACCCCCAAGUCCUGAUAAGGACGUACAAUUUUCCGACAUUGGAGGAGGUAUUCUUGAAGCUCUGCAUGGCCGAUAUAGAAGGGGAUGAUGAUGAAGACGACAUACCAACCAGUGUGCGAGCAGCCAGCAUCUCAGAAGUCAACGAAAGGACACGCCUAAUUUCAGAGUCAAGCAGUCACGUGACUCAAUACACCAAUCAGGUUUACGAUGACGUACCCGCCAUAGCAAGCGCCCCGCCAAAUGGUGAUGCGAAUCAACACGCCAAUGAUGACGUGUAUGAAGAGAUCUCCCAACGCAGGGCUAAUGGGGGCGUGGCUCGCUCAAUGUCCACCAUGACAACAAAAACUGAAACUCCAGACUAUCACUACGAAAUGCCGCCGUUGAAAUGCACGGAUAUCUUUCCAAGUCUACUCAACAUGUGGGCCCUACUUAUCAAGGAUCUACUCAAGCUAAUUAGAAACCCAGGUCUGACGCUCUUCCAAUUCCUCCUGCCCGUGGUUGAGGUAUCCCUGUUCUUUCUCGCCAUCGGUGGCCCGCCUAGGAACCUUGCUGUAGCUGUGGUCAAUAACGAUGCCUACGCCGCAUUCAAUCUGAGUGACAUCUACCUUAACCAGAUAGACGAUUCAAUGAUCUCCCAGAAACCUGUCGAUACAUACGAGGAAGCCUUUGCGGAUAUACGCCAGAGUGGAAAAUACUGGGGCAUCAUCGAGAUACCAGCCAACUAUUCUCACUACCUCAUCCAACGUGUAGUCCAGGGUAAUGCCGUUGACAAUGUGACACUGUAUGGCAGUACGAUCAGAGUCACGAUGGAUGCCACGAAUCAGCAGAUUGCAGUGUCUAUCCAAACUGCUUUAUUAGCUGCGUAUGAGUCUUUUGUCGAUGUCGUCUUGACUAGUCUAGGAGUGAACCCAGCUGUUGCACAGAUUCCUAUCGCUUUCCAAGAACCAAUCUACGGCGAGGUCGAUGCACCUUUCACCAAUUUCAUGGCUGCCGGUGUUAUUUUAACGGUCAUAUUCUUCCACGCGGUGGCUUUGACCUCAAUGACCUUUGUCGUGGAGAGGAAAGAAGGUCUACUGGACAGGAUCUGGGUCGCAGGUUAG
Molecule: messenger RNA, 1910 nt
Organism: Strongylocentrotus purpuratus (purple sea urchin)
Lineage: Eukaryota; Metazoa; Echinodermata; Echinoidea; Camarodonta; Strongylocentrotidae
Product: ABC transporter G family member 20-like
Exons: 17
Coding region: 135-1910 (591 amino acids)
Cellular component (GO): membrane
Molecular function (GO): ATP hydrolysis activity; ATP binding; ABC-type transporter activity
Source: RefSeq, a predicted model, not a curated record